This is a messenger RNA of Perognathus longimembris pacificus (Pacific pocket mouse), 1485 nucleotides long. RefSeq names its product putative methyltransferase-like protein 21E. NCBI's taxonomy places the organism in Eukaryota, Metazoa, Chordata, Mammalia, Rodentia, Heteromyidae. The transcript has 4 exons. Gene Ontology annotation, molecular function: protein-lysine N-methyltransferase activity. The coding region runs from base 409 to 1119 and encodes 236 amino acids. Gene Ontology annotation, biological process: peptidyl-lysine methylation. Gene Ontology annotation, cellular component: cytosol; cytoplasm. The record is from RefSeq and is a predicted model, not a curated record.
AAUACUAGUGAUAUCACUACUCAGGGUAAAACUUUUCUCUCAAUGUUAAUUUGUAAUCUUGCUGACGUGGUGAUGAUGCCUGUCUUUAUGACAGCUGAGGUUCUGGCUGAUGAGCGUUUCUCUUUCUCCAGUAGCUUUUAGGGUUUCUGAAGUCUUUGCUCUAAUUUUGACUUGCACUAGAAUGGGGUUGUAUGAUCUUUUAAAAGUCAUACUAUGUUAACAUGUGAUGCUUUUAAUAUAUUUUUCUCAGCCAUAUUUGGAGCUAGAUUCUAUUGUAUAGUUGUAAAUAUACAUCAUGUGCAUUACCGAGUAAUCAUUGCCAUUUGAUGUUUUCAUAAAUUAUUUGUCUAGCAUUUGAGAAUGACAAAGAAGUCACCUACAUUGAGUCAUCUGUGAAGUCAUCACUUGAUGGAUCCAGAAGUCCAAGGAGAGGCGAGGGAAGAGCGUGAUGAGCAGCGAGUGGUCGGAGAGAUCAUGGCCAGAUGGUUUAUUCCUGCUGUGGUGACCACUGUUUCCUGGGAAGGCUUUCAUUUCGUGGGGCAUGAGAUUCGGAUCACAGAAGCCACGGAUUGUUACGGUGCUGUUGUUUGGCCAUCGGCUCUUGUUUUGUGCUAUUUCCUGGAAAAGAAUGCAAGGCAGUAUAAUAUGGUUGACAAGAAUGUGAUUGAAAUUGGAGCUGGAACAGGACUGGUUUCCAUCGUGGCAAGUUUACUUGGGGCUCGUGUGACCGCCACAGACUUGCCUGAAUUACUCGGGAACCUGCACUAUAAUAUUUCUCGAAACACCAAAAUGAAAUGCAAGCAUCUGCCUCAGGUGAAAGAACUCUCCUGGGGUGUAGCUUUGCACGAGAACUUUCCCCGGUCUUCUAAUCAUUUUGACUAUGUUCUGGCUGCCGACGUUGUCUACGCUCACCCUUUCCUGGAGGAACUCCUGGUGACCUUUGACCAUCUGUGCAGAGAGACCACCAUUGUCCUCUGGGCCAUGAAGUUCAGGUUGGAGAGAGAAAACAAAUUUGUUGAUAAAUUUAAGGAGCUGUUUGAUUUGGAGGAGAUUUCCAGUUUCCCUAGUCUGAAUAUUAAAUUGUACAAAGCUAUGAAGAAAAAUCGAAGGAGUGCUUAAUAUCCUCAAAGACAUGGGAACACGAGGGCAGUUUCUAAUAGACUGGUAUUUGAACGAAAACUGACUAAUCUGAUGGACCCUUGACUUUCCUAACAGUAAAUACUUACAUAUCCAAACACACACACUCUACCCGCUAUGCCAAUAUACUAUUGCUUCUUAAAUUUGACUUACCCUAGACAAAGAUUUCCCCAUAUAGAAUAGGUGUGCCUGCUGGAUUGUGGGACGUGCUCAGUAUCUCUCUCCAUUGGCACUCAGGGCUGCUGGCGGGAACGGGAGCUUGCUGUAAGUCCCACAACAUGGCCAUUGCUCUCCUCACCCUCCUGUAGCACUGUGUGUUAUUACUUGAAAUAAAUACUUUUAGUUUAU